Molecule: messenger RNA, 3400 nt
Organism: Carlito syrichta (Philippine tarsier)
Lineage: Eukaryota; Metazoa; Chordata; Mammalia; Primates; Tarsiidae
Gene: LEMD3
Product: LEM domain containing 3
Exons: 13
Coding region: 1-1401 (466 amino acids)
Biological process (GO): negative regulation of BMP signaling pathway; nuclear envelope organization
Cellular component (GO): nuclear inner membrane
Molecular function (GO): chromatin DNA binding
Source: RefSeq, a predicted model, not a curated record
AUGGGGUUCCAAGAAGGUCGGAGGAGCUGCAGUGAUGAGGCUUCCUCUGUGGUGGUGACCUGGCUGCAAACUGAACAACUUUCAAGGCAGAAUGAAAGAGGAGAAGAGUGUUCAGGCUUGACGAAGACCAGAAAACGCAAAGGCUCCGCAUCUUUGGAGGGAGUGUUUUUGGGUACUGUAAUUGACAUAGAAAAUCCCUUUGGUGAAACGUUUGGAAAAAUACAAGAAAACGAAAAAAAUCUCAUGAUGAGCACAUUAUACAAGCUCCAUGAUCGGCUGGCACAGCUUGCAGGAGAUCAUGAAUGUGGCAGUUCUAGUCAAAGAACACUUUCUGUCCAAGAGGCAGCUGCAUAUUUAAAAGAUUUAGGUCCUGAAUAUGAAGAUGUAUUUAACACCUCACUGCAGUGGAUCCUAGAAAAUGGAAAAGAUGUUGGGAUAAGGUGUGUCGGUUUUGGCCCUGAGGAAGAACUGACAAAUGUCACAGAUGUGCAGUUUUUACAGUCCACAAGACCCCAGAGGUCUUUUUGGUGUCGCUUUCGACGUGCUUUCAUUACUGUAACUCAUAGGUUAUUGUUGUUAUGCUUAGGUGUAGUGAUGGUUUGUGUCGUUCUGCGUUACAUGAAAUACCGCUGGACAAAAGAGGAGGAGGAAACAAGGCAGAUGUAUGACAUGGUGGUAAAGAUUAUAGAUGUUUUACGAAGUCAUAAUGAAGCUUGCCAGGAAAACCAAGAUUUACAACCGUACCUACCUGUUCCACAUGUGCGUGAUUCCUUAAUACAGCCUCAUGACAGGAAAAAAAUGAAGACGGUCUGGGAUAGAGCCGUCGACUUCCUUGCCGCUAACGAGUCUCGAGUCCGCACGGAAACGCGAAGAAUGGGGGGUGCAGACUUUCUGGUCUGGCGCUGGAUUCAGCCUUCUGCGUCCUGUGACAAAAUCCUAGUCAUACCUUCGAAAGUAUGGCAAGGGCAAGCAUUUCAUUUAGACAGAAGAAAUUCACCACCAAAUAGUUUGACACCGUGUCUAAAGAUUCGAAAUAUGUUUGAUCCAAUUAUGGAAAUAGGGGAUCAGUGGCAUUUGGCAAUUCAAGAAGCAAUUUUAGAAAAAUGCAGUGAUAAUGAUGGCAUUGUUCACAUUGCAGUAGACAAAAACUCUCGCGAGGGUUGUGUGUAUGUUAAAUGUCUGUCUCCAGAAUAUGCUGGAAAGGCUUUCAAGGCAUUGCAUGGCUCUUGGUUCGAUGGGAAAUUGGUUACAGUAAAAUAUUUACGACUAGAUAGAUACCACCAUCGCUUUCCCCAAGCUCUUACUUGCAACAGCCCCUUGAAGCCAUCAAAUAAGCAUAUGAACUCUAUGUCUCACCUUCGUCUGCGGACUGGCCUAGCCAACUCUCAAGGAGCUUCCUGAAAAGCUUUUCUUCCUCUCCUAAGACUGUUACUGACAAUAGGAAAAUUCCUGUAUGGCUUUUCGUCUUCCUUUUUAAAUGCUUUUUGUAUGUAAUAUUUUUAUUGAUGAAUACAACUCUGUUUGAACGUUCCAGAAAUCUUAAGGUUCCAAAGGGAUUUAGCAGUGAGGCAGCAAUGCCGAGUAGCUAGAGUAAGUGUUCAUUCAGUUUUUGGAGCUCAGUUACGCCAACACAUUUACAGUUUUGCAUGAGGAACAUUGACUUUAUUAAGCAUUUUCAGAUACGGUGGUUGUAUUUUUGCACCAAGAAGUGUUUGGAUAACUACACAAAAGCAUGGUGAAGAGGCUUCUUGUACUUCCAUAAUUUUCUUGUGAACCAAUGUUGUGAAUUUCCGUAUACAGUCACCUGCAUAGUUCCUUACAGGCUAAUGUGGUAAAACUGUUAAUUUCCCUGUUUAACCUGAGGUUUCUGUUGCUUGUAAGAGCUUCAUUUGCUACAGCUGAAAUAUGGAAAAGUCAUUUGGGUUUCGUGGUUGCAUAUAUGUGUAAGUGGUUGUACAUGUACUUCAACUGGCUUUUGUAUAUAUGUAGAAAUGCUGGUGGUGGUGAAAGCGGUCUUGUUUUGUGAGGGUGUCUGCAUUAAAGCAGUAAAAUAAGCUUUCUGUUUUAUUCAUAAUCUAAUGUGUAUAUAGGUGUGUGUGUGUGUGUGUGUGUGUGUACAUGCACACACACACACGAACACACACGGCUGUCCUAUCACGUAGAUCAAACAGCCCAAACACCUGGAAGUAUUAGAUACAAGUUUAAAAUAUCUUUUAUAGGUUUUAUAUAAAAAUGUCUGGGUAUGAUUUUGUGUGAAAGUUCCGACACCAGUUGUAAUGGAUUCAAAUUUAUGUGAGCAAUAAAGAAGAAAUUGGCAGAUAGUGGAAAAAUAUUUUGUGAAAAACUGUAUUUAUUUUAAAUACUAGGGCUGUGACAUAGUACCAUUGGGAUUAAGUCAUUUUCCCAAUCUAUUUAUAAUUUAAUGAAAUGCUAGUGCCCCUGUUGUAUGUCAGGUUUCAAGCAGGGCACGUUGUUGCAGCAAAAUAUGUAUUUGACAAAUUAUACUUGUAAUUUUGGGUCAUGAAAGUUUGCAAUAUAGUAAAUGCACGAGUGACCGUUGCUUUGUGCCUCAGUAUUUAAUUUGUUUCCAUAAUGUUUAUGAUUUCAGAUUAAAAUAGUUGCUGAGCAGAGUUUACUUGUAAUCUGACAUUUGGCCUUUUAAAAACAACCUGUUGCUAUAUCAUUGUCAGUCUAAAUGAACAUGUGAAACAGCUGGAAUUGUACCAAUUUUGAUUUUGUUGAAAACUCAGUUUCCUUUUCGUUUUAUUGUACGUGUGUUGGGUUUGCAGCAUGAACUUGCACAGAUACUGCACGUUUUCUGGUUACGUAAACAUGAUGCACACUAUUCUGUAACAGAAAGCCCUACUGUGCCUUACCUAUGUGCUUUUGUGGGCACCAUGUUUAUGAAGAAUAAAAUACGAUUUGUUAUCUGAAGAGAAUACAUUUUAAAUUCUCAGUUUAUGUCUCAGAUGCUAAUGUGUGAAAAUAUAAAUAUAUAUAAUAUAUAAAGUAACCAAUCUUUCUGUAUUUUAUGUGCAUCACAGUGAUUUAUCUGAGCUUAGUGACCCCAUCUUGUAACCUGUUGCAAGAGUGAAUGUAAAAAAUAGUUGUGGCAUUUUAAAAGGUCGCCUUUCAAUGCAGAUGCAUCUUUUUCUUGCUUCUAAAACAUACUUCAUGUAAACAUUGUACAUUUAUUAUUAUUGUAAUAUAUACGAUUAUGCAGUUUAUUUUACCUGAAACUGUUAAGCCGACCAAGAUCCCUCCCUGCAAGACAGAUGGGAAUGUGUAUAAUAACUAGGUAUUUGAGAAGUUCUGAAGUUUGAUGUAAUCUGUUACUUGUCCUGUUAAAAAAAAAAAAAGGAAAAAAUUCUAAUUAAAAAUUUAUUAGGUUUUUUUUUAA